UGUGCUGCGGGAAAAGUGAGCGAUCGCCGAUAGGCAAACAGAGAGGGGAUAAAUUCGUACACCAGAGUACACGAGAUACAGAAUGGCACAGUAUAACCGGGUGCGUGGCGCGAAACAGGUAGUGGUGUAUUUUGUUGAAAUAAGAGAUCAUUUUAAUUGACCAGUUUUAUCUAGAAUUUAUCAAAUACGACCGCAAAAUCGUAUUUAACGAAACAAUUAAUAUUUUCAAUCAGUUUUCCAUCUGAUCACGAUUGAAGUGUCGGUCUUGUGAUAUUUGCUAUAAAAAAACAAUUCAGUAUUCCGAUACUGCACACAACUUGAUAUCAAUCAUUUUUAAUUUUUAUUUCGAUUUUUUUUUUUAAUCCUUGGAGUAAAGAAAUAAAACUUCCGUCGCUCUUUAUCGCGUGUAAUAAUUUUUAAUCAGGAAAUUUACGAUUUAAUAUCGAUAAUUCAUAGCAUGAUAAGUCAAAGAUUUUAUUUGUGAAUUUAUUUGCGUUUCUUAUGAAAAUAUAAUAGCGGAGAAAAUUGCUCGAUUAAAAGUUUACUGGGAAUGCACGCAUCCGUGUACGUACUUUGGACUACGUCCCCGUAAAAAUAAAAGGAUUAAACCAAAGGAAGGAUUACUAAAAAUUCGACUACAAGCGGAAAUCCGUAUUUGACGGUCUCAAGUUCAAGGAAAGAACUUGAGGACUCAUCUACAACAAAAGUUUAAAGUUAUGACAACAUUCAAUGAUGCAAUAGCGUCUGAUGACCUGAUAACGAGCACUAUCACGACUUAACCGGAUAUUGUUUGCCAAGGAAUUAUCAUUUCUAACGGGAAAUUAUCUGCUUCGAGUGAUUUGCGAACAACUUUGAUUCAUCGCAACGAUAACGAAUAAAGAAUGCUCAAACAUCGGCAGUGCAGUGGCAAAAAAUACAUACUGGUCAAGAUGAAGAUAUGUGUGUUUAUGGAUUCGAGAAGAGCAGAUUGAAAAGUAUCCUGACUUAUGUUUUUUACAUAUUAACCAUCGGAUGGGUCAGACUUUUCUUCCAUUGGUAUCCUCAAUUACACCUCUAUGCUACUCACAACAAAUGUUCUUUGAGUUGUGCCACAAAAUUGCUUAUAACUGAUAACUAUCAAGGAAAAUAUAAAUCAUACUUUGUGGAAGAUGUGAAGACUAUUUCAGCAAAGAAUAUCAGUAUACAGAAUUUAUUGAAAGAUUUAGGUAGCAAUGAUAAACAGCUCGUCGAGAAAAUCAGACAUAAAAAAUUGAUGAUUAAUUUAGAAAAUGGUACACAGUGUCAAAUUUAUGAGUAUAAAGCUUUUUGGUGCAAAAAACAAUGUUAUAUCUGGGACGUUACGCAAAAUACGUUCUCGAGAUUGGUAGGUUUAGACAAGUACACGCUAUGCUCGGAUCUUAAUCUUAAUAAGAAUCAUGGACUCUCUAAAGAAGAACAAUGUCUUAGACGGAUUGUAUACGGUAGCAAUGAAAUAAUUGUACCUGUACAAAGCAUAGGCGUACUGCUAUUGUUAGAAGUUUUAAAUCCAUUUUACAUUUUUCAAGUUUUCACUUUGUGUGUAUGGUUCGCAGAAGGCUACUUAUAUUAUACCGUAGCAAUCGUAUGUAUGUCAUUGUUUGGAAUUAUCAGUUCUAUAAUACAAACUCGUAAGAAUCAAAUUAAUCUACGCGGUACAGUUGCAUCCACGGAAACAGUUCGCGUGUACAGAAACUCUAAAGUAGCAGAGAAUAUACCGAGCAAUGAUUUAGUGCCAGGUGAUGUCAUAGAAUUACCCAAGCAUCAGGCUACUAUUGUUUGUGAUGCGGUACUUUUAACAGGACAAUGUAUUUUAAACGAAUCGAUGUUAACUGGGGAAUCUGUACCAGUAACGAAAACUCCACUGCCAUCGCAUCACGUUUUAUACGACUCUAAAGAAUGCUCUCAUCAUACGAUGUAUAGCGGCACUACUAUUAUUCAAACAAGAAGUUACAACGACCGGCCAGUUCUAGCUCGAGUUAUUCGAACAGGAUUUCGUACGAGUAAAGGAUCUUUAGUCGCGGCCAUUUUAUAUCCACCUCCUGCAGAUUUUAAAUUCGAUCAAGAUUCUUAUAAAUUUAUUGGGAUAUUAGCUGUUAUCGCGACAUGCGGUUUCAUUUACACUAUUGUGACUAAGGUCUCCAGGGGAAUUACAGCCGGAGAUAUAGCGAUAAAAGCCUUGGAUAUAAUAACAAUAGUAAUUCCACCGGCAUUACCAGCAGCAAUGACGGUGGGAAAGUUAUACGCUCAAGUACGAUUGAAACGGGCACAAAUAUAUUGCAUUAACAAUAGAGUUAUUAACGUAUCUGGUAGUAUAAAUUGCGUGUGUUUCGAUAAGACUGGUACUUUAACAGAAGAUGGUUUGGAUAUGUGGGGUAUUGUACCCUGCACAAAUGGUAUCCUAGGUGAAGCCGAAAGAACUGUUUCCAAAUUAAAUGAUCAUCCUCUUUUUGAGGGAAUGUUAGUUUGUCAUAGUUUAACACUAAUAGAUAGUGCACUCUGUGGCGAUCCUUUAGACGUUAAGAUGUUUGAAAGUACCGGAUGGAGAUUAGAAGAGUUCAAUAACAAACAUUCAGAUAAAUAUGAUCUCAUAGCAUCGACAAUCAUGAAACCACCGAAAAACAAUAAUUUCACACAAAAUAUGAAUAAAAUAUCGGAAAUUGGAAUAGUGCAACAAUAUCAGUUCUCAAGCUCUCUCCAACGAAUGUCUGUAAUAAUACGCGUAUUGGGUUCGGAUACGUUCAAAGCCUACACAAAAGGAUCACCUGAAAUGAUAUUUAGUUUAAGCAAACCUGAAACUAUACCGAAAGAUAUAAUGAUCUGUUUAAAACAUUACACGGAACAGGGUUAUCGAGUGAUAGCUAUGGGACGAACAAAAUUACGCGAAAACACUAAAAAGAUAACAAAAUUGCCUCGAGAUGCAGUUGAACAAAAUCUUGAAUUUCUAGGUUUAAUUAUUAUGGAAAAUAGGUUGAAAUCACCAACUAUACCGGUUAUCAAAGAGUUGAGAACCGCUAACAUACAUGUUCUGAUGAUUACAGGGGAUAACAUUCAGACUGCAGUAAGCGUUGCAAAAGAAUGUGGCAUUUUGUCGCCGCAAGAAUAUGUGAUAGACGUGACAGUAGUUAUGGAGGAAAAUAAAUUACAACCUGACAUUUAUUUCAAUGCUCAAGAAAUGUCUCCGAAAUUAAGCCUUACUAGAAAACUUAACAUACCAAAUCUGAAAGAUAUAGAACGAAAUAUAGACAAUACCAAUUAUCGGUUUGCGUUAACAGGUCAAUCAUGGCAAUUAUUGCGUGAGUACUAUCCUGAUAUUGUAGCAAAAAUUUGCGUCCGUGGCGCAAUAUUUGCCAGGAUGAGUAGCGAUCAGAAGCAACAAUUAGUGUUAGAGUUAAUGCAACUUGGUUAUUAUGUCGCGAUGUGUGGAGAUGGUGCUAAUGAUUGCGGUGCUCUGAGAGCUGCACAUGCGGGUAUAUCCUUAUCCGAAGCAGAAUCUAGUGUUGCGAGUCCUUUCACGUCCAAAGUACCGGAUAUAACAUGCGUACCGAAGGUGAUAAGGGAAGGUCGUGCUGCCUUAGUUACAUCAUUUGGAAUUUUUAAAUUUAUGGUUACCUAUUCUUUGACAGAAUUUUUGUCUGUUAUUAUUCUCUAUUCAAUCGAUUCAAACUUGACAGAUCUAGAAUUUCUGUUUAUUGAUAUCUGUCUUAUUGUUAAUUUCGCUUCGUUUUUUGGAAAAACUCAAGCAUAUGAAAAGCAGUUAGUAAAAAAACCUCCUAUGACUAGUUUGCUAAGUUUUACUUCGAUCUUCUCUUUAUCUGUACAUAUGUUAAUAAUGACAAUUUUUCAAACUGUUGCUUAUCAUGCGGUUCGCACUUUUCCUUGGUUUACACCAUUCGUAUAUAAUGAUGAAAAUUCAUACAUGUGUUAUGAAAAUUAUUCUGUUUACUGUGUUUCUAUGUUCCAAUACAUAACGAUGGCUAUCAUAUUUUCACGUGGAAAGCCAUAUCGAAAAGCUAUUUACACAAAUAUUUCAUUUAUAUUUUCCAUAAUAUUAUUAAUCAUUGUUUGCACUUACAUUACAAUUUAUCCUGCGAAUUGGAUAAUAAAUAUGCUUCAAUUACUUGUGCCUCCAGUGUACGAUUGGAGAAUUAUUAUUUUGAUACUCGCGUUUGCGAACUUCGUACUUUGUUUCUUCGUUGAAAUGUUUGUGAUAGAAUAUUUAAUUGAGAAAAAGUUCAAAUUGAAAUUUUAUAAACUUGAAAAGUCUAAGAAGAAAUAUUUGAGAAUAGAACAUGAAUUGAAGAACAACUUAAGUUGGCCAACGCUUAGUAAAGAAUUACCAACGUUACCAUUGUCACCAAGCGUAGAAAAUAUUAUUAACGUAACAAAUUCAAAGGAGAGAUCUUAUAACAAUAAGACCAAAAAUAAUUUGGAAAGCAAUAAAACAGUAGAAUUAAUUAAAAGCAAUAAUGGAUUGUUCGUAUUUGAUAACUAUUCAUUCGUUGAUGACGAGUCUCCGCGAAACAUGAAUAUGGUAACUAAAGUUUAA
This is a messenger RNA of Frieseomelitta varia, 4564 nucleotides long. RefSeq names its product polyamine-transporting ATPase 13A3-like. Gene Ontology annotation, biological process: polyamine transmembrane transport; intracellular calcium ion homeostasis. Bases 938 to 4564 code for a protein of 1208 amino acids. The transcript has 19 exons. The record is from RefSeq and is a predicted model, not a curated record. Gene Ontology annotation, molecular function: ATP binding; ATP hydrolysis activity; P-type transmembrane transporter activity. Lineage: Eukaryota; Metazoa; Arthropoda; Insecta; Hymenoptera; Apidae. Gene Ontology annotation, cellular component: membrane.